GGCCGUGGCGUCACGCGUGUGCGCCGCGCACGGGAGGCGGCCGGAGCGGUGGCCGCGGCCGUUAUGGGGCCGCGCCGGAGGAUGGCGAGCGUGGACGCGGUGUCGGGCGCCCGGGUCAGCCCGCUGCUGGACAAAUGCCUUUGGUACUUUGCGAAAAAUAUUUCCAGAUACAUCACAGAGGUUAGGCCUUUGCCUCCCAACAUAAAAGACCGACUGCUAAAAAUAAUGAGCCUGGAGGGGCAGAUAACAGAUUCCAACAUAAGUGCGAUCCUGCACCCGGACGCUCAGACCCUGAACAUCGAGGGCUGUGACAUCUCAGACAGCGCCCUGCGGCACGUGUGCGCCUGCCGGAAGCUGAGGACGCUGAACUUAAGUUCCUUCGAGAAAAAAAGAAACGCCAUCACUUCUGAAGGACUCAAGGCCGUGGCCGCGUCGUGCGCGUGCCUGCAGGAGGUGUCCCUGAAGUGGUGCCGCAGCCUCACCGACGACGGCGUCCUGGCCUUCGCGCGCCACUGCCGGCUGCUCCGCAUCAUCAAGCUGAACGGCUGCUCGAGCCUCACGGACGCGGCGCUGCGGGCCCUGGGCGAGCACUGCCCCGCGCUGCAGUGCGUGGACUUCUCCUUCACGCAGGUGUCCGACGACGGCGUGGUGGCACUCGUGAGUGGGCCCUGUGCCCAGAAGCUCGAGGAGAUCAACAUGGGCUACUGUGUGAAUCUCACUGACGAGGCCGUGGAGGCUGUCCUGACGCGCUGCCCGCAGAUGCAGAUAUUCCUGUUCCUCGAGUGCCCCCUGAUGACCGAUCGCUCACGGGAAAUCCUGGAGCAGUCGCUCGGCCCGAACAAACUGAAGCAGGUGAUGUGGACUGUUUACUGAGGCCCGCGCCGCCCCCGGGACCCCCAGUCUGGAGUGUCUCCCCGUGUCUCGUGUCCAGGUGGACUCCGCCCGCCCUGAGAGCUGCUCCCGCGUCGGCCCGCCGGCGGGCCGUGACUCUUUAUUAAACCCUUUCCAGUGACUCGCCUUCCCC
Sorex fumeus (smoky shrew) is the source of this 1024-nucleotide messenger RNA. RefSeq names its product antagonist of mitotic exit network 1 homolog (gene AMN1). Gene Ontology annotation, cellular component: SCF ubiquitin ligase complex. The record is from RefSeq and is a predicted model, not a curated record. Gene Ontology annotation, molecular function: protein binding. NCBI's taxonomy places the organism in Eukaryota, Metazoa, Chordata, Mammalia, Eulipotyphla, Soricidae. Bases 64 to 873 code for a protein of 269 amino acids. Gene Ontology annotation, biological process: SCF-dependent proteasomal ubiquitin-dependent protein catabolic process. The transcript has 7 exons.